Molecule: messenger RNA, 4230 nt
Organism: Frieseomelitta varia
Lineage: Eukaryota; Metazoa; Arthropoda; Insecta; Hymenoptera; Apidae
Product: protein piccolo-like
Exons: 2
Coding region: 48-4145 (1365 amino acids)
Source: RefSeq, a predicted model, not a curated record
UCUGUUUGAUUAACUGGGAAAUAUCUAAGUUACUACGAGUAUACACAAUGAAUCGUUUAAAGUAUGUACUUGGUAUCAAUGUUCACCGUUGUGUACCAUCCAGUAAGAUUUCACACAAUUCUUUUACAUCGCAAUACGCUGCGAGGCUGGAACAGAGUAUCAAAGGGAGGCACCAGUCGGACGUUUGCGUGUUGUCACGAUCCAAGGAGAUCAGCGACUUCAGGGACUCUCGUUACGCUGGACAAACGAGGAACGAAACGACGCCCACGCUACGACGUGGCAAAAAUACAUCCCUGGAGAGAAUCGUUUCAGAAGAAUCUGUCGAAGAACGCCGUGACUCGAGAGGUCAGCUGAAAAAGUCACCUAAUGGCGAACGAGCCAGUGGACGAAUCGUCGUGGAGGAAUCGAUAGGCUUGACGAGAAAGACAAAGAACUUGGACGUAUCGAGAGGAACGAUCGAAAUGGAACCUCGAUCGUACGCGCAAAUGAUAGCCAGUUACAACGACGCGAUGUACUGGCCGAAUUGCUCAGGUGUCUUGAAGGACAAUCCGAAUUCGUCCACGAUCAAUGGGAUUCGCAGAAGUCCUUUCAGCACUGCGUCUUUGGUCUCUCUGAAGUGGAAGAACAAACCCAAAGGAGCAGGGGAUACGAACAGCUCAGCCAGUGGUCUGAACGUGUUCAGCCGAGACGAUGACAUGAUUGGGAACAACAACGAGGUUCAAAAGUUUCUGUCGUACGCGUCGAUGAUAGAAAGAUACAGCAAGGCGAUGGAUCUUGGCUCGGUUGAUAAUUGCGAUUGGCACGAUAACGUGGUGCCCAAACGAUACGCGUCCACCGAGUUCGACGAAAUUCCCAUAAUCCUAAUGAGCGAGAAGGACGCGAAUAAAAAGCCAAUUGCGACUACGGAUGAGGAGAUCGGCGAUGACCAAGCUGAGGUCGAGAAAAACGCGCACGGUCAGGAUGGCUGGUUAACGAAAAUGGACGGAACAAUAAAGGAUCUGAAACGAAUCACCGCGAAGGCGGACUCGGACGACAAAUGGAUGCCGCAGCCUGCCUAUUGGCUGGACAGGGUGAUGAACGCGCAUAAGAAGAGGAUCAAAGACAAAAGGGAGAUGCUUGAGAAAACGUCGGUCAAAUCUGCUGCGAACAAACUCGCGAAUCGUAGCGCAAAUCGUGGUACGAUCGUUCAGGACAACGAACCUACAUCGAACAGCGAAACUGAAAGUGUUGCGGCAUCGCAGAGACCCGAUUCUACGAAACCACCAGCCUCGAUUCCAUCAGCUUCGAGUCCACCAGCUUCGAAGCCACCCUCGCAAGAUGGACCUGGCAGCACGCCCUCUAUAAUAGACUACAUCAGACGAGGACCGAUGAGUACGUCGGGUUCGACGAACCCGACAAAGGAGCCGCAAAUCGAGCUGAGAAUGACACCUUCGCAAAACGAGUCCGUGGUGUCUAUCAACAUGGACGAGGAGGCGGCGAGAACAACGAAUGGUAACAAGGAGCAACUCUCGGUCGUGGUGUCCUCGAAGAGGGACGCAAUUGGAAAAGGGGAGCCGCGUCCGGACUUCAGUUCGAUGCAGAUAUCCAUCAGCGAGACUACGAUACCGGUGAAGCAAAUCGAGUUUUCCAUCAACGGGAAGCCGGUGUCGGAGUUGAAGAGCAUCGUAGCUAGAGCGGACAAGCUGGACGUUCUCAGUUCGAUGGACAAGGUGGAGAUCAGGAUCCCAUCGAAGAACCGAACCGCCGAGCAGUCGACGAACGUUGUCGCGUCGUCCAGUUUCGAGUCGAAGCCCGUUUUGAAAUUGCAGAUCGCCGCGAAAUUCAACGAGCCACGCUUUCAACAGCCGAGGGACACAGAGAUGAAGACGGAUCCCUCUCACAUGCCACCGCCAACCGCACCUGUAACGCCCACGCCACCCACGCCACCAGCGCCUCCUGUGAAACCUCCCAGGCCGCACAGUCUUUUCAGGCGAGAACCGACUGAAAGCGGAGCGACGGCGAACGAGACGAAGAAGGAUGGCCCAUCGAACGCCUUAAUAGCUAAACAGGUCGAAAACGCCAUUUCCCAGAGAGACGUCCGCGCCUCAUCGACACCGAGGGAUGAAAAGAUCUCGAGCACUAACGUGGCUGUCUUUCAGAACAGCGAGAACAGGCCGUCGAAUUCCGACGCGAACGCGCCGGAUCGCCAGUCUCAGCAGCCAGCGAUGAACAACGAGGAGAAGAAUCGAAUACCGUCGAACGCGAUCCCGUGGUGGUCGUCCGAGGACUCGUUCAAGAAGAUCAGAAAAAAGGGCAACACGCCUACGAAAAGUACGUUGGAAUCGAACAACGCCGUUCCGUUCGUUCCAGUGCAGGCCAGCCCAAGCGUGAAGGACAGUGACGAGGAGAAAUUGACUACCGACGUCUCGAUCGCUGGCUCUCCAAAAGAGGUCGGUCCGACGAAAGUCGACACUCGACGGGAGGACGUAGUGCCAAAGAGACCAGUAGUCGAAGAGACGAAGCGCGAUGAUCCUGAUCCGAUAGUUAAUUACGUUCGAGCGGAAAGCUCGCCGCAAUGGGUGCCCCUUAAACAUGCUAGCGAAACGACACCAACGAAACACUCGAGCGGAGUGACAAAGAGACCGAGAUACCGCGCCAGGAGUAACCUUCACGACAGAGAAGCCACGGAAAAGGAGUCUGACGUGCCGACGAUUUCCAGAAUUCGUUACGAUGGGAAGUUGAAGUCGGUGUCGAAGAUCGAGAAGAAGCCCGUCGCGGUGCGAGGCCCUGGCUCGCAGAUCGGCAAGGCAAAUGUACAGAGUUCAAACGCGAUAUGCAAAAAGGAGGGAAAGUUAAGUGCUAACGAAUCUGCUGAUGUUUCAGCGAGAGGUGAGAAGAAGCGGAGCGGCACAGACGGGACAGUUGAAAAGAAUCUGCUGGUUAAGUCGAUCGACGAGUCGCACCCGCGAAUUAAGGAGAUUCUAAAGUCGAUGAAACCGAUCGAGAAGAGAGAGGAUGGUACGUUGAUCGACUACGGUGUGAUCGUGCCGUCGAGGAAACCAUCGAAGAAGGUGACAGAGAUUCCAAGAAUCCAGACGAAAGCCUCUAUCGAGAACACCGCGACGAAGAAGGAAAAUCGAGAGAAGAUCGUGGAACCGGAAAAGGUGUCGUCGACGAAGAAGAAGACUCUGACGGAAUUGAAAAACGUGGUGGAACAGUCGAAGGUCGUGGAGCCAGAGAAGAUACGUUCAGUGAACAAACUAGCGAAAUUCGACGUUGAGACAAAAUACGAAACGAAUAAACCAAGAAUCGGAUCGAUAGGUGAGAGGGCGAUGAACGAGAAGAAAAAGGAAGAAAAACUUAAAAUCGAAAGUGCAUAUAACGGAGAUCGACUGGAGAAACGACUGAUUUCAACGGAAGAAUCUUCGGCGAAAGGGACACGAUCCAACGACGAGCUUCUGAAAAGCAGCGACACAAACGUUAAAUCGUCACUCUUGGAUAAAUCGAAGAACACGCUUCCUGGAAGCUCCGUUACGCCAGACGAAACGAAAGCUUCCGAGAAGAAGGAGCCAAAGAAUACUUUGAAGUCGGCGGAGCAGAAGAAAGCGCCAUUAGAAACAACGAUCGUUGGUCCCUCGAACAACAUCUUGGAUAAAACAGCUCCUCCACUGAUGGGGACCAUUAACUUCCCUGGUUCACAGAAAUCGGGCGACGACGCGGUGAAAAGCGAUAAUACGCCGUCGAAGGAAUUACCUACUGGUUCGAGGGAGAGACAACGAAGGAAGAAUACGAAUGAAACUGGCGUUUCGCCGUUCGAGGGAACGAUUCAACUUCGACCUUCGACCAACCGGGACAAUUUGGUGAGGUUAACUGGCAUCGACAAGGAGAAAGUGAGUACAGAGUUGACCGAUCAGGGCGACGACUCUGCGAAGCCAUCGAACAAAGGUGGAGGCGGCAGAGGUUCGAGCAGUCCUGCUGCAAUUUCAGAACCGCCGAUUACCUAUUUGAAGGAAAGAUUGGGUCAAAGUAUCGAAACAGAGGAUAAAAAUGGCAAGAAAGUCGGAGAGUACGUGUUAACCGACGAGGAGAGACCCGAGAAAAAUAUAUUGUACUCGUCAUGGUUGCAACGUUUCAAACAGAAUUUUCACGGUGACAAGACUAUUUGAAAUUUGGAGAUGUUUUUCAUCGCUAAACGUGAUUUGGAAAUUAUUCACUGGACUUGUGUCGGAGGAGGAUUUUGAUUUAUUUUGA